AUGAAAUUCCUCUCGCUCGUCCUGGCGACCACCCUCGCCACCUCCGCCUACGCCCGCACCGACCUGGCAGGCUGCGUCUCCUCUCAGACCCGCAACCAAUGGAACGAAGCCAGCAUGAUCUGGUACGUUCCCGAGACCGGUGAGAUCUGCGACAUCCCGGACUGCGGCGGCGGUCGCGCUCCGCCCAAGCAUGACAAUCCCGCCUGUCCCGGCCAGUACACGGGGACCGCGACCUACGAGCCUAGCUACCUGCCCGGCUACGGGCCCGGUGCGGUCGCUUCUACCAGUACGCUGGCGGCGACUGCGAGCGCGAGCGCAACGACUACCGCGGGUGACUCCACGAUGACGACUGGGGAGGCGAGUGGCGUGACGGCGGCGACGAGCAGUGUGGUGGUAUCCUCUGGGGCGAGUGUGACUGCGUCGGAUGCGAGCUCGACCUCGAAGCCGGGACAGAAGACGGGAAGCUCGUCUGCUGCGGCGUCGGGUACGAGUGGUUCGGCGGGUGCGCAGCAGACGGGCAAUGGGGCGGAUAUGCUGAAGUGGAAUGCUGUCGGGGCUGUGGCUGCUGUUGCGCUGGCGGCGGUGGCCUUGUAA
Messenger RNA from Aspergillus clavatus NRRL 1, 594 nucleotides. Its product is annotated as putative cell surface protein. Lineage: Eukaryota; Fungi; Ascomycota; Eurotiomycetes; Eurotiales; Aspergillaceae. The transcript has a single exon. Bases 1 to 594 code for a protein of 197 amino acids. The record is from RefSeq and is a predicted model, not a curated record.